Coniosporium apollinis CBS 100218 is the source of this 1017-nucleotide messenger RNA. RefSeq lists its product as uncharacterized. Gene Ontology annotation, biological process: canonical NF-kappaB signal transduction. The transcript has a single exon. Lineage: Eukaryota; Fungi; Ascomycota; Dothideomycetes. The coding region runs from base 1 to 1017 and encodes 338 amino acids. The record is from RefSeq and is a predicted model, not a curated record.
AUGGCUUCAACAGAUGGCGCCGGAGUCGUAGACGCGGAGUUUCCCGUACACGAUAAUAACAGCCCAAAAAGCACCAAGUUCCGCUUCAAGAAACGCUCCAGAUCCGCUGAGCAGUCGGAAUCGCACCCACAUAGCAAGCGCCAACGGGUUCAUCGCCGUGAUCACGACCGAGACUCGAGACACCGUCGGCGAGAUCGUGGCAAGGCUCAUAAGUUUUCCAGCACCGGCAUCCCAGACGACCCUUCUCUCUACGACGAUAUUUUCGCCGCCAACACCCGCUCCUCUCAAUAUCUCGACCCCGAUCAGGCAUUCCGAGAAAGCCUCUUCGACGCGCUCGCCGACGACGAAGGCGCUGCAUACUGGGAAGGCGUCUACGGCCAACCAAUUCACACCUACCCUUAUCCCGCAUCCAAGCCCGGCCCGGACGGCGAGCUCGAGCGCAUGAACGAGGACGAGUAUGCCGAAUAUGUGCGCAGCAAGAUGUGGGAGAAGACGCACCAGCAUGUCAUCGAGGAGAGGGAGCGAAGGGAGAAUGCGAGACAGCGGCAGAAGGCGUGGCAGGAGCAAACGAGGAGGAUGGAGGAUGAUCGGGAUGCGUUUGAGAGGCAGGUCGAGGAGAGCUUGCAGAGGGGUGAGAGAAGGAAGAAGGCGAAGAGGCUGAGGGAGGCUUGGGUGAAGUAUUGUCAGGGCUGGGAAGAGCUGAAGGACCGGAUAGCACGGCGUGGUGGAGAGACCGAGGGAAAGAGAGUACCUACUAGAGAUCUGAUACCGUGGCCGGUUGAGACGGGCGGGUGGAAAGAUGUGGAGAAGGAGGAUGUAGAGAGUUUUCUGAGGGAUGCUCCGCCUCCAGAACUGGAUCAAACUGCGUUGCUGAAGGCGGAGAGGGUCAGGUGGCACCCAGAUAAGAUGCAGCAGCGCUUUGGCGGGCAACAGCUUGAUGCCGAUGCUAUGAAAUCGGUUACAGCCGUCUUUCAAGUCAUUGAUAGAAUGUGGACUGAAGCAAAAGAUAAGCAAUAA